AUGGCGCAGGGCCCGGGCCUGGAGUCCAUCUACCUGCAGGUGGGGGAGGCGGGGGUGCGCAAGGUGGUGGGCGCCGCCUACCUCGCCGUCCUGCCCCAGCUCAAGGCCAUCGCCAUGCUGAUCGGGGCCAUGGGGGCACUGGAGCCGGCCCUGCACUACGAAUACUACCCCUUCAGCAAGGUCAAGCGGUUUCCCUUUGUGGCGGCCAAGCGCGCGCAGCGGCUGUGCCGCCACCUGCUCAAUGUGGCGGGGUCCUUCUCUGCGGCCCUGGAUGCGCACGACACCUACAGCUGCCCCCCCUUGAUCCCGGUGGCGGGGGAGCUGGAGGACGUGGGCCAGCAGCUGCAGGCCUGCCUCCUGGCCCUGGCGGGGGUGCUCAAAUGCACGGUGGCCGUGGAGCGCGCCGUGGACAUGGUGGUCAACCUGGAGGACCUGGUGCGCCACCUCUUCCUGACGGUGCUGGCGCAGGGGGGCGCCGCCGAGGAGUCGAGCACCGACGCCAUCCUGGGGGUGACCUUCCUGGCCAUGCUCUUCAACGCCACCUACGUGGUGCGCCUGCUGUGCGUUGCGCUGGUCCAGGCCUUCUCGCCAGAGGAUGUGGAGGCCUUGGCGCAUGCCUCCAUGCUCUCCGACUCGACACGCUGGGCUGUGGAUGAGCAGCUGAUGGUGCUGUGCAGUGACAUGAUGGCUGCCGCCCUGUACCCCGACAGCGGCGAGGAGGGUGUGGCAGAGCUCGUACAGGACGCCAGCCGCUCUGCGUCCGGCUGGGAGGCGGAGCUGGCAGCAUUCAGCAGGAGAUCCAUGCAGCCCAGUUGA
Auxenochlorella protothecoides is the source of this 816-nucleotide messenger RNA. RefSeq lists its product as hypothetical. Bases 1 to 816 code for a protein of 271 amino acids. The transcript is spliced from 3 exons. Lineage: Eukaryota; Viridiplantae; Chlorophyta; Trebouxiophyceae; Chlorellales; Chlorellaceae. The record is from RefSeq and is a predicted model, not a curated record.